This is a messenger RNA of Siniperca chuatsi (mandarin fish), 2788 nucleotides long. RefSeq names its product extracellular calcium-sensing receptor-like. The transcript has 9 exons. Gene Ontology annotation, cellular component: membrane. Gene Ontology annotation, biological process: G protein-coupled receptor signaling pathway. Lineage: Eukaryota; Metazoa; Chordata; Actinopteri; Centrarchiformes; Sinipercidae. The coding region runs from base 254 to 2620 and encodes 788 amino acids. The record is from RefSeq and is a predicted model, not a curated record. Gene Ontology annotation, molecular function: G protein-coupled receptor activity.
CAUAUACUUUUGUGUCUACCUGGUCUUGCUUUUGUUCUCUUUUUCUUUUUUCUUCUCUAUAUCUUCCUCUCUUUCCUCAUCUUGUAAAUUAAGGAGAAAAUUUAAUCUAAAUGGGUUGCACAAGGCUGGGGAUCUGAUUCUCGGUGGGCUGGUUGAGGUCCACUACACCUCAAUCUUCCCUGAGUGGACCUUCACUUCAGAGCCACUUCAGCCCACCUGCAAAGGCUUUGACACUCAAGGGUUCAGGCAUGCCAUGGCAAUGGUCUUUGCUGUUGAUGAGAUCAACAAGAACUCAAAUCUGCUACCAAAUGUGACUUUGGGAUACAGUCUUUAUGAUAACUGCGGUGCACUUGUUAUUGGAUUUCGUGCUGCUUUAGUGCUGGCCAGUGGUCAAGAGGAGCAGUUUCUGCUUCAGGAGAACUGUUUGGGGACCCCUCCAGUUAUGGGGAUUGUGGGUGAUUCCUAUUCAACAUUUUCAAUUGCCACCUCCAAUGUGCUUGGUUUAUUCAGAUUGCCUAUGGUAAGUCAUUUUGCCACCUGUUCCUGCCUGAGUGAUCGGCAACGGUUUCCAUCCUUCUUUAGAACAAUUCCAAGUGAUGCUUUCCAGGUGCGUGCUAUGAUUCAGCUUAUAAAACACUUUGGAUGGACUUGGGUGGGCCUGCUGGUCAGUGAUGAUGACUAUGGGCUAAAUGUUGCCCGAUCCUUCCAAUCUGACCUGGCUCAGUCUGGUGGAGGUUGUCUGGCCUACUUAGAGGUUUUGCCUUGGGACAGUGACCCAGCUGAACUUAGGAGGAUUGUGGAUGUGAUGAAGAAAUCAACAGCUCGCGUGGUCAUGGUGUUUGCACAUGAAAUCCACAUUUAUCAACUAAUGGAGGAGGUGGUGAGGCAGAAUGUGACAGGUCUGCAGUGGAUGGCCAGUGAAGCUUGGACAUCAGUUGAUGUACUCCAGACGCCCAACUUCAUGCCAUACCUGGGUGGCACACUGGGCAUUGCCAUCCGCCGAGGAGAAAUAGCAGGGUUCAAGGACUUCCUCUUGAGAAUACACCCUAACCAACACCACAACAACUAUGGAAAUAGUAUAGUAAAUCAGUUUUGGGAAGAUAUAUUUCAGUGCAAAUUUCCACCACCUCCAGCAGGUUGGGUGGAGGCUGGGGGGACACUAUGCACUGGACAGGAGGAUCUGCAUAAUGUGGAGAGUGAGUUCUUUGAUGUUUCAAACCUCAGGCCAGAGUACAAUGUGUACAAGGCUGUCUAUGCUCUGGCGUAUGCCCUCGAUGACUUGCUGCGCUGUGUGCCAGGGAGAGGGCCUUUCAGUGGGCACAGCUGUGCCACUUUGCAAAGACUGGAGCCAUGGCAGCUGGUAUAUUAUUUGGAUACAGUAAACUUCACCACACCAUUUGGGGAUCAAGUGUCAUUUGAUACGAAUGGCGAUGUCUUACCAAUAUAUGACAUAAUGAACUGGCUGUGGCUCCCUGAUGGAACAACAACGAUUCAGAAUGUGGGUGAGGUUAAAGAGUCAGCCAAAGGUGAAGAACUCAGACUUCAUGAAGACAGAAUUUUCUGGAACUUUGAAUCCAAACAGCCACCCCGGUCAGUUUGCAGUGAGAGCUGCACCCCAGGUACUCGCAUGGCCAGAAAGAAAGGGCAACCUGUGUGCUGUUUUGACUGCAUCCCUUGUUCUGAGGGAAAGAUCAGCAAUGAAACAGACUCCAUGGAGUGCACCAGUUGUCCAGAGGACUUCUGGUCGAACGUCCAGCGUGACUACUGUGUUCCUAAGAAAACUGAGUUCCUUUCCUACCAUGAGCCUCUGGGUAUCUGCUUGACAGCUGCCUCAUUGCUGGGCACAUUUAUCUGUGCUGUUGUCCUGGGCAUCUUCACCUAUCAUCGCAGCACACCCAUGGUACGCGCCAACAAUUCAGAACUGAGUUUCCUGCUCUUGGUGUCACUUAAACUAUGUUUCCUCUGCUCACUGCUGUUCAUCGGCCGUCCCAGGCUGUGGACAUGCCAGCUGAGACAUGCAGCAUUUGGGAUCAGCUUUGUGCUUUGUGUCUCAUGCAUCCUGGUGAAAACCAUGGUGGUUCUGGCUGUGUUCAAGGCCUCCAAGCCAGGAGGUGGAGCCAGUCUGAAAUGGUUUGGUGCUGGGCAGCAGAGAGGGACAGUUAUUGUUCUUACUUCUAUUCAGGCAGCAAUUUGCACUGCUUGGCUUGUAUCUUCCUCACCAGCACCUCAUAAAAACACUCAAUACUACAAUGACAAGAUAGUUUAUGAGUGUGUAGUUGGGUCAACGAUUGGUUUUGCAGUGUUACUGGGUUACAUUGGCUUACUGGCUAUCCUUAGCUUCCUGUUAGCAUUUCUGGCAAGGAAUCUUCCAGACAACUUCAAUGAGGCCAAGCUCAUUACUUUCAGCAUGCUGAUCUUCUGUGCUGUGUGGGUGGCCUUUAUCCCUGCUUAUGUCAACUCUCCAGGCAAAUAUGCAGAUGCAGUGGAGGUAUUUGCCAUCCUGGCCUCAAGUUUUGGCCUCUUGGUGGCACUGUUUGGACCCAAAUGUUACAUAAUCCUGCUGAGACCAGAGAGGAACACAAAGAAAGCAAUCAUGGGUCGAGCCACCCCCAAGACAUAAAGCAGCACUUAUGAUACUGUCUGUAUUUCACAUUCUUGUAAAAAAAAAAAAGGUGAUCCACAUAAUGGAUCCACAUUAAAAGUAACUGUCUUUUGAACUUUAAAAAUUUACAUGAAAGAAAAAACCAGAAUGAGAAGAAAAUGAAUAAAUUUGUUAAUGACAAACUGA